AUGGCGUGGCCCUGCAUCAGCCGCCUGUGCUGCUUGGCGCGGCGUUGGAACCAGCUGGACCGCUCCGACGUGGCGGUGCCGCUGACCCUGCACGGCUACUCGGACCUCGAGAGCGAGGACCCGGGCCUGGCAGGCACAGCCUCGCGGAGGAUCCCAACCCCCGCCGGCGGCCGGGAUUCUGGCCGGGACGUGCCACUCACUCAGUACCAGCGCGACUUCGGUGUGUGGACCGCGCCUGCGGGAACCAGAGAUGCGGCGCAGGGACGCGGUCCGGGGGCGGGCGGCCGCAGGAGCAAGUCCUCGGCGCCUGGCGCCAGGGGGGUCUACGUGCUGCCCAUUGGCGAUCCGGACACGGGUGCAGCAGCGACCACGUCGUACAGACAGGAAUUUCAGGCUUGGACUGGAGUGAAACCCUCAAGACCCCCAAAAGCAAAACCAGCCAGAGUUAUCACAACCCACACCUCCGGAUGGGACGGCGGCACUGGGGCCAGCUUCCAGGUCCCUGAAGUGAGGAAGAAGUUCACUCCUAACCCCUCAGCUAUUUUUCAGGCGUCAGCUCCCCGAAUUCUCAACGUGUGACUGCGUCAGCAUGGAACGAUGGCUGCUGGAAUAUUGCUGAGAAAGGAGCCUGGCUCUGUCCUCUGCUUUCAAGAGGAGUGUGACUGCCCAGGAUGCGGGCCUGGUGUGGAGCACAGGUGCAGAUGGACGCAGCAUCACCAACUUCUCRUCCUCCCACAAAGUGUGUGGGAGGCUUCACAUCUGUUUUUAAUUGCCAUUUGGCCACUCUUCAGUUUUUAAAUUUGAGGAACCUGAGAACCAAUUCAGUUGUGAACCCAGCUGUCCAUGGGGCUGAGGAAUAUGGACGCAGCAGCUCCUUGGCAGAGCCGGUGAUGUCCACUUUGGGUGGUUUUCCCAGGAUGCAUGAG
Messenger RNA from Urocitellus parryii (Arctic ground squirrel), 926 nucleotides. RefSeq names its product MAP6 domain containing 1 (gene Map6d1). Gene Ontology annotation, cellular component: microtubule; cis-Golgi network; Golgi-associated vesicle. Lineage: Eukaryota; Metazoa; Chordata; Mammalia; Rodentia; Sciuridae. Gene Ontology annotation, molecular function: calmodulin binding; microtubule binding. Gene Ontology annotation, biological process: microtubule cytoskeleton organization; cytoskeleton-dependent intracellular transport; regulation of microtubule cytoskeleton organization. The record is from RefSeq and is a predicted model, not a curated record.